AUGCCAGUCCUUUGCGAUACACAGAUCGAAAAACUCGUGGACAUCAAACCCUUCGAGCGCGCCAUCAAGCGUGAGGGCACGAUCUCCUACGGCGUGUCUUCCUACGGCUACGACGUCCGCGUCGGGACCGAGUUCAAAAUCUUCACCCCGACGCCGCCUUCUGGUGGUGUUGCGGUCGUUGAUCCCAAAGCAUUCACUGACGACUUCAUGGUGCGCGUCGAUACCGCCGAGCGUGGGACGGACCAUGUGAUCAUUCCUCCCAACAGCUUCGCGCUUUGCGAGACUGUGGAGUGGUUCGAUAUCCCUCGUGACAUCCUUGUGUUGUGUGUUGGCAAGUCCACAUACGCACGCUGCGGAUUGAUCGUGAAUGUCACGCCGCUGGAACCAGAGUGGCGCGGCAAGGUGACGCUCGAGAUCUCCAACACGACCCCGCUUCCCGCAAAGGUCUACGCGAACGAGGGGAUCGCGCAGUUCGUGUUCCUCAAGGGCGACGAGGUGUGCGCUCAGAGUUAUGCGGAUAAGGCCGGGAAGUAUCAGGAUCAGGGUGCAUCGCUCGUUGUGUUCUACAGCGACGAUCUUGAGCAAACGGGGGAAGACGAUUCCACUUCGCUGAGCCGUGUGGCAAUGAGUUUGCAGUUUGGUAUUGACCCGUUUGCAUCCACGGAGUGGACCACGCGAGCGAGUCGGAUCACGAACCCGGACGGUUCGAUUGUCUUUGAGAUGCCUGAUGCUGAGGUCCCGGUUGGGUUCUCGCAGCUCGCGACCGACAUCAUGGUGUCGAAGUACUUCCGCAAAGCGGGUGUGCCUCAGCUUGAAGAGAAGUUCGCGCUCCCAGGUCAGAGCGAGCAGCUCCGCGAUGAGGACGGCUCGGUCACGAUGGGACCAGAACGCUCGGCGCGUCAGGUGAUCCAUCGUCUUGCGGGAUGCUGGCGUCACUGGGGCGAGACGCACAACUACUUUGACAGCAGCGACGACGCGCAGGCGUUCUACGACGAACUGGUGUACAUGCUGGUCCACCAGAUGUGCGCACCCAACUCUCCUCAGUGGUUCAACACUGGACUCAACUGGGCGUACGGCAUCAGCGGUCCUGCACAAGGUCACUGGGUUGUCAAUCCCGAGACUGGACUUCCGGAACUCGCGGAUGAUGCGUACACGCACCCGCAGCCGCACGCGUGCUUUAUCCAGUCGAUCGAUGACUCGCUCGUCAAUGAUGGCGGGAUCAUGGACCUGUGGAUGCGCGAGGCGCGUCUGUUCAAGUACGGCUCGGGAACGGGCACCAACUUCUCCAACCUCCGCGCUGAGAACGAGCUGCUCUCAGGGGGUGGCAAGUCGUCGGGUCUGAUGUCGUGGCUGAAGAUCGGUGAUCGUGCCGCGGGCGCGAUCAAGAGCGGCGGGACGACGCGCCGCGCCGCGAAGAUGGUGUGUCUGGAUAUGGACCACCCUGAUAUCGAGUCCUUCGUCAACUGGAAGGUCCGCGAGGAGAUCAAGGUCGCGGCGCUGGUCGAGGGUCUCAAAGCGAUCCAGAACGAGAAGGCAUCGGACUUGGACUCAGAAACCGUCGGCGAGACGGCUGAGCGUCUUGGUCUCAAGCUUGAUUACGAUUUUAAUGGAGAGGCGUACGGCACGGUCGCGGGUCAGAACUCGAACAACUCCGUGCGUAUCCCGGACUCGUUCUUCGAUGCCGUCGAUGCUGGAGAUGAGUGGAAGACUACCUACCGCACGACCGGCGAGACCGCGAGCACUGUCGAUGCACGCAAGCUCUGGGACGAUGUCGCGUAUGCCGCGUGGCGCUGUGCGGACCCUGGGGUUCAGUACGAUACCACUAUUAAUGCGUGGCACACCUGUCCGAAUGCGGGGAUGAUCAACGCGUCGAAUCCGUGUAGCGAGUACAUGUUCCUCGACAACACGGCGUGCAACCUCGCUUCGCUCAAUGUGAUGAAGUUCUACGACGCGAAGACACGCGAGUUUGACAUCGAGCGUUUCGAGCACGGCGUUGAUCUGUGGACGAUGGUGCUUGAGAUCUCGGUCCUGAUGGCCGCGUUCCCAUCGAAGGAGAUCGCUGAGCUGAGCUACACCUACCGCACGACGGGUCUGGGGUACGCGAACCUCGGCGCGAUGCUGAUGCAAGCGGGGAUCCCGUACGACUCAGAAGCGGGCACGGCGAUCUGUGGUUGCUUGACCGCGAUCCUGACUGGUCGUUCGUACAGAAUGUCCGCGAUGAUGGCGCGUGAGCACGGGGCGUUCCCUGGAUACGAACCAGAGCGUGACAACAUGCUGCGUGUGAUGCGCAACCACCGUCGCGCCGCGAUGGGUGUGGCGCGGGACAGCGGGGAGUACGAAGAGCUCCGCAUCGCUCCGGUCCCGAUCGAUCACGACCUGAUCCGCGAUCAUGGGGUGCCACUGGGGAACGCGAUGGAGCUGCUGCACCACGCGACGACCGCAUGGGACGACGCGCUGGAUCUCGGUGAGCUGUACGGCUACCGCAACGCACAGACGACGGUCAUCGCGCCGACAGGGACCAUUGGUCUGCUGAUGGAUUGCGAUACGACCGGUGUUGAGCCGGACUUCGCGCUGGUGAAGUUCAAGAAGCUCGCGGGCGGCGGGUACUUCAAGAUCGCGAACGCUUCGAUCGAUCCGGCGCUUGAGGCGCUGGGAUAUGACGAGGUUGAACGCCGGGAAAUGAUCCAGUACAUCCUGGGUACGCUGAACCUUCAUGUCCCGAUGCCUUCGGAUAUCGAGGACAGCGUGGGCGUCUCGCUCGCGGCGUGGUUGAGUGAUCACGGUCUCGAUGAUGACGAUCUGCAGAAGAUCACCGAUGCGCUCCCGAGCGUGUUUGAGAUCGGGUUUGCGUUCAGUGCCUGGUCGCUGGGUGAUGACACGCUGCGUCGUCUCGGAGCGAAUCCAGAAGAUGCGAAGGCGGAUCCGAGCUUCAACGCACUCAAGUUCCUUGGUCUGACCACUAAGCAGAUCGCAGAGCUCAACGAGCUGGUCUGCGGCACGCAGACCAUCGAGGGCGCUCCGCACCUCAAGGACGAGCACCUCGCGGUGUUCGAUUGUGCGAGCACCUGUGGUGCGAAGGGCACGCGUUCGAUCUCGGCGGGUGGUCACAUCCGCAUGAUGGCGGCGGCGCAGCCGUUCAUCUCAGGAGCGAUUUCCAAGACGAUCAACCUGCCUCACGACGCGACGGUGACUGAUAUUCAGGACGCGUAUCGCUUGUCGUGGGAGCUUGGUCUCAAGGCGAACGCGCUGUACCGCGAUGGAUGCAAGCUGAGCCAGCCGCUCAAUGCCAAGAGCGAUACGGAGACCGAGCUUGACGAGGACAUCGUGAUUGAUGAUCUCGAUCACGCGGCGGCGCUCGACGAGAUCGCGACGGAUGUCGCGGAGCUCGCGGAAGCCGCGGGUGAUGAGAAUGUGCGUGUGGUGGUGAAGAAGGAGGUCGAGAUCGUGCAUCGUCCGAUGCGUCGUCGUCUUCCGGAGACACGGAGAUCGCUGACGCACAAGUUCAACAUCGCUGGUCACGAGGGGUAUCUGACUGUUGGGUGCUACGAGGACGGGAAGCCGGGCGAGUUGUUCAUCACGAUGGCGAAGGAGGGCUCGACGAUUGGCGGGCUCAUGGAUUCGCUCGGGACCUCGACCUCGGUCGCGCUGCAGUACGGCGUUCCGCUCGAGUCGCUCGUCCGCAAGUUCACGCAUCAGCGGUUUGAACCAGCGGGAAUGACGACGAAUCGGGAUAUCCCGUUUGCCAAGUCGCUCGUGGAUUACAUCUUCCGCUGGCUCGGGAUGGAGUUCAUCGACGGCUAUCGCGAGGCGAACAUGCCGGCACGCUCGACUCCGGAACCUAAGGAACAAGCGGACAAACCCGAUCCGGUCGUCCGUCGAAUCCCGGUCCAGGAGAUCGAACCCAAGGCGAAGGAAAGCAAGCCUGAGCCCAAGCUCAUCAAAGCUGAACUGAAGGAGACUCAGGUCACCGCGAAGACGAGCGAUGGGACUCAGGUUGAUGCACGCAGCGCGACGCUCUCGAUGGCGCUUGAUGCUGCGGGUGACGCUCCGCCUUGCGAUGUGUGCGGCACGAUCACGGUUCGUAGCGGGACGUGCUACAAGUGCCUCAACUGCGGUGCUUCGAUGGGCUGCAGCUAA
Molecule: messenger RNA, 4137 nt
Organism: Symbiodinium sp. CCMP2592
Lineage: Eukaryota; Dinophyceae; Suessiales; Symbiodiniaceae
Source: the annotation of a GenBank genome assembly